Cololabis saira (Pacific saury) is the source of this 2915-nucleotide messenger RNA. RefSeq names its product ras-related protein Rap-2a. Gene Ontology annotation, molecular function: GTPase activity; GDP binding; GTP binding. Gene Ontology annotation, biological process: Rap protein signal transduction; negative regulation of cell migration. The record is from RefSeq and is a predicted model, not a curated record. Bases 782 to 1333 code for a protein of 183 amino acids. The transcript is spliced from 2 exons. Gene Ontology annotation, cellular component: plasma membrane. Lineage: Eukaryota; Metazoa; Chordata; Actinopteri; Beloniformes; Belonidae.
UCAAGUCACGAGUGGGUUUCCGCGAGGCGCGGACAUUGGGCCAUUGGGCUGUAGGCACGUCCAUCCCACGAAGGAGGACCCUUCCUUUCUCUUACUUGAGUUUUUUUUCUCUUUCCUCCCCCCUCCUCUUCGCCUCGGUACGGGAGCCGCGCUGGGGGAACCGGCUGGUUACGCAGCGGCCGUGGGGUCUCCACCCGAGAGUAUGGCGGCUGGAUCUGUGCUGAUGGGUGCCGGAGGAGGGGGGGGAGACGCCGAGACACGCCAGCGAUGGUGAAAAGGAAAACAAAGAGACGCAAGUUGCCCAGUCAGUCAGGUGUCGCCUCGAUCGGCGUGAGUUUGGAGAGCUGCUUUUAUUUUUUUCCGGCAGAACUGCGCCCGUGGGAGUUCCCCAGCGGUCCUCCAUGGAGCAACUUUGUUUUUUCCCCCUUUUUCUCUUCAGUGAUGCAUAAAGAGGGGUGAGCCGAGCAGAUGAACCCCCGCGCGUCUGCGUUUUAUCCCCCACUUGUGCGCAUUUCUGGACCGCUGCAGUCCACGGAUGCGCGUCUGGCCUGCAGUGGGGACAUCUCUACAAUGAAAUCCAUCUCGGGGCACCGAGUCUUUGUGCUCUGCCACAGCUGUGCAGCAGACGACUGUUAUUGACAGCCCUGUUUAUAUAUAUAUAUAAAAUAAUAAUAAUGGGACGCGGAUGGUGAGAGAGAGACGCGUGCGUUUUUUGGGUCGGUUUCAAUGACGCGCGGAGAGACUUGAUCCCUUCACGACUCUCGGAUCCUGAUCCCACACGAUGCGCGAGUAUAAAGUGGUGGUGCUGGGCAGCGGCGGGGUCGGGAAGUCCGCCCUCACCGUGCAGUUCGUCACCGGCACGUUCAUCGAGAAGUACGACCCCACCAUCGAGGACUUCUACCGCAAGGAGAUCGAGGUGGACUCGUCUCCGUCGGUGCUGGAGAUCCUGGACACGGCGGGCACGGAGCAGUUCGCCUCCAUGCGGGACCUGUACAUCAAGAACGGCCAGGGCUUCAUCCUGGUCUACAGCCUCGUCAACCAGCAGAGCUUCCAGGACAUCAAGCCCAUGAGGGAUCAGAUCAUCAGAGUGAAAAGGUACGAGAAGGUUCCUGUGAUCCUGGUGGGGAACAAGGUGGACCUUGAAAGCGAGAGGGAGGUGUCGUCCGGCGAGGGCCAGGCGCUGGCCGAGGAGUGGGGCUGCCCGUUCAUGGAGACCUCGGCCAAGAGCAAAACCAUGGUAGACGAACUGUUCGCUGAGAUUGUUCGGCAGAUGGACUACGCCGCCCAGCCGGACAAGGACGAUCCCUGCUGCUCCUCGUGCAAUAUACAAUAGCCCCGGGGGCCUCUGUGAACAGGUGUGGGGGGGGAUUGGGGGAGAAACCUGCUGAGAGGAGCCUCCUUUGACUCACAGAAGACAAACACACACUUAGACACACACACAUGCACAUGCCAAUUAAAGUGAAGAAAAAAGCACGGUUGAACGCAACAGAUUUUAACUCAGAGAUGCAUAAAAGUUGCAGUGACGCGAUAACUCUUAACGUGAGCGAAGCAAACAUCCUUGAAUGAAGAAAACCAGGAGUUUGCCGCUAGAGAAAUUGACAAACAACAAAAAUGGAACAUGCCCUUGCCUUAUGUUGCUCUCUUUUGCAUUUUUUUUCAUUUUUUUAUUAUCUUUUAAGUUAAAAGGAAGUGAAAUCUUGAGCAAAGAAUCACACAUUUGGAUCUUUAUUAUGAUUGAAAUAUAGCUGUCUCUGGUUUUGUUUCCACAUCGAGAUGCAUUCCUUGUCCUGAUGAGCCCAGUGCAGGUAGCUACGGCACAUGAGCCAAGCAAAGCAAGCUGUUUGAGUUGCAAGAUUUAGAUUUUGCGUUUGCGCGGUGAUCCGUGGGAGGCUUUUCUAAUCACAGGGCUGAACCAAAGAGGUGACCCGAAAGCACCUCAAUUUUCUUAUAUUCUCUUCAAAGUAGUCACGGAGAGAAAAAUGGAGAAGUCAGUGUCUUUUCUUGAAACAUUGGUGCCGUCGUCUCGUUCCCAUUUUCUCACUUUGAGAUCAAAAAGCAAAGAUAACAGAGUCUUUAACAUAAUCUGUGGUGUUUUGUUCUCCUCUCCGGGAGAUAAAUGCAUAAAGCUGAUGGGAUGAGGAGCAUUGUCAGUGAAUAUCUUCGACAGAAACGCCUCUCGUAAGCCUUUUCAGGAAUCGGGGGACAUUUAAAGAGAAGAUGCCAACAUUUGUUCCACUUCACAUUGUCAUUUUUCCUCCUCCGGUCUCAACAUGAAAUGUGGCACUCAAGGAUCUCAGCGUCCUGAUGCCUGAGUGUUCAAAUUCAUACUGACGAAUCACAGUGAGGAAGAAGUGAACGGUAGUGUAAAUAUUUUGUACUGAAAGUGCCAGCUCGUAUGAAGACACGCAAGGAAAUGUCGACCGUAUGCAUGGCUAGAAAAACAAGAAAAAAGGACUCACUGUGGGAGAUUAUUAUAGGCUGUGGAAAUGUGCAAAUCAAAAGACAUACGCGUCUGGAUCUGGACACUGUUUAAAAACUGUACAUCUGUGUUGCCACGGGAACCAGACUUUCCCCGUGUGACCAUUUUCAUUGUUGAUUUUCUAUUUUUUUAUGUGGCCAUUUACUCUUUAUCCCUCUAUGAAUGGUGACACUGUUACAUUUGACACCUAAACAAUAAAAGUGCGUUCAACACUCGAGUGCAGCUGCCGGGGCUUCAGUCAGAGCAAAUGAAUGAAUGGAUGCCUUCGCAGAAUGUCGUUGGUGUGCGUUUUAUUUUCUUUCCGCUUCUCUCUUCCACUUCCACAAAGGGGCUUUUAAAGUUUUAAACCCCCUGCUAGCUUUUCUCCAUGAUGUCGAAUACCUUACGUUGCUCUGGGGGGGAAUUAUUCUGCCAGUUUCUGAACUGAAGUCCGCUU